Molecule: messenger RNA, 1190 nt
Organism: Pungitius pungitius (ninespine stickleback)
Lineage: Eukaryota; Metazoa; Chordata; Actinopteri; Perciformes; Gasterosteidae
Gene: maip1
Product: matrix AAA peptidase interacting protein 1
Exons: 5
Coding region: 40-783 (247 amino acids)
Biological process (GO): protein insertion into mitochondrial inner membrane from matrix
Cellular component (GO): mitochondrial inner membrane
Molecular function (GO): ribosome binding
Source: RefSeq, a predicted model, not a curated record
UUACAAGCACAAGGACCAGGAAGCUUUGGAGGGGCGAAAAUGGCGCUGCCCAUGUUAAGAGGUUGUCACAGAUUUCCAUCAACGUUAAGCUUUACUCGUCUGUGUUUGAAUGACAGUGUCAUCCUGAACCGGACCGGUAAACGACCGCUACCUUCUCCGUGCCUGGCCGCUGUGGUAGAAGCGGUCCGCCCGUACAGCUCCAACCGCGGCGGACAGAACCAAAACCAGAAGGUGGUGGUCCUGGGCAUCCCCAAUCCGUUUAUCUGGUUCCGCACCAGAAUCUACUACUUUCUGAUUCGGGCUUACUUUGAUAACGAGUUCAACGUUGAAGAGUUCGCGGUUGGAGCGAAGCAGGCCUUCACCCAUGUCUCCGGACUGCUGUCUCAGUGUCACUUUGAAGCUUUGGAAGGGCUGGUGGCUACGGACUUGAUUAUAAAGCUGAAGGAAAAAUGCAACGCGCUGCCAUCGAGCCACAAGAAAGCUCUCUCUGCAGACGCCGAUGACAUCAUGUACACAACCCCUGGAGACGUGGGGAUCUACUAUGAUGAUGAUGGGAGAAAAUUUGUCAGCAUUCUGAUGCGUUUCUGGUAUCUGACAAACGCACGUCUUCCUGAAGACACCCUGGAGGGAACUCGCGUCUUUCAGGUGGCCAUAAGUGGAGAGGGAGAGGCAGACACAAAGAGACUCCUCAGUGCAAACUAUGAAUUCCAAAGGGAGUUCACUAAGGGGGUGCCUCCAGAAUGGACCAUUACAAAGAUUGAGCACUCCAAGCUUUUGGAUUGAGUUGGUUUUGAUUAGUGGCAGUUGUGCAACUGGAAAUGAAUCAAAGACAUGAAAUCGUCCUCGCCCUGCCUAUUUGCUUUUAUUAAAUUGAGUUUCACUAAAGCAGCUCAAGAUAAUCCACGGGGGGAAAUGUGAUGCGUCGCCUUACUGGGAAGUCAGAAGAAAUCCAGAGGAAAACACCUGGAUUCACACAAGAAAAGACUUGAGGCAACCCAUUGAUAGCAUAAAGACCACAGACAUCAGUGAUUCUUAGGAUAUUCUUCUAAAUCCCUGGUACCCCCUCAAAGGAAAUGUGAUCAGUACUAGACUACAGCAGGUUGUGACCUCUAGAACUUCUUAUUUUAACUACCAUGUAACUUCACAUGGGCGUGCCCAGCACCCCUUCUAUGAAACACUCAUCUUGCUUU